GCACCUGCCCAGCAGAGGCGUGCUCUCGCGCACGCGCCUGGGCGCAUUUAAGGCGCGCGCCGCGGGCGCCGCGCUCCGGCGGGAACUGGCGGACGCAGGGCCUGGUUCCCGCCGCCAGCCUGGAGGAUGCUGAGUCCAGCUGCCUCCCUCGACCCACAGCCUCCGAGCACGCCCCGCGCCGACGGCGUCCCCGCGGGCACGAGCGCCUACGCCGUGCGCCCCCCGGGGCCGUGCGCGCCGCCGGGGCUGGAGGAGGCGCUGAGCGCGCUGGGGCUGGAGGGAGAACGCGAGUACGCCGGGGACAUCUUCGCCGAGGUCAUGGUGUGCCGCGCGCUGCCCAGGAGGGCCCUGCCGAGCACCGUGACCGCGGAGAUGCGCGCGCUCGUGGUGGACUGGCUGGUCCAGGUGCACGAGUACCUGGGCCUGGCAGGGGACACGCUCUACCUGGCCGUGCACCUGCUCGAUUCCUACCUGCGCGAGGGCCGAGUGCGCCUACACCGCCUGCAGCUGCUGGGCGUGGCCUGCCUCUUCGUGGCGUGCAAGAUGGAAGAGUGCGUGCUUCCCGAGCCCGCCUCCCUCUGCCUCCUGGGCGCCGGCUCCUUCUCGCGGGCGGAGCUUCUGCGCGCCGAGCGCCGCAUCCUGAGCCGCCUGGAUUUCCGGCUGCACCACCCGGGCCCGCUGCUGUGCCUCGGGCUGCUGUCCGCGCUGGCCCGGAGCGGCCCCCAGGUGACGCUCCUUGCCACCUACUUCCUGGAGCUGUCCCUGCUGGAGGCCGAGGCCGCGGGCUGGGAGCCCGCUCGGCGCGCAGCUGCGGCGCUGAGCCUGGCGCACCGCGUGCUGGACGGGGCGGGCUCCGGGCCCGAGCCGGCGCUUUACAGGUACGGCUGUGGCCGAGGGGCUCUGGGGCUCCAGCGACCUAUCUUCCUGGACGCUGUCUUGACCGUCUCAGAGAAUGAGAGACAAUUAUGGGGGAGGAGGGUGCACCUCGACUUGGCUUUUCUGGGUGUGAGAGAAGGAUGUGUCUGUCUGGUCUGGAGGUGUCUGAGCAUGGGGUGUUUGUCUGGAUUUGGGGACCCUUCACCUUGCCCCAGGGUGGGAGAGAGGAGAUCCCCGGGCCCGGAAGAUGCUCUGCGUUGCGGGGUUGAGAAGGAGAGGUCUGUCGGCCUCGAGUCGCCCAGCUCCCCUUGUGGCCGCGAACGGGGCUCCUUUUCGCUGCUCGAGCCUCUUCCCCGUACCCAUGGCACCGGGUGGCAGGGUGAAUGUCUUUUCUCCCAUCCCGUGUCCACGGGGCGGAGCUGGAUGUCACCUCGUCCCCAGCCCCACUCCUUCCCUCCCCGCGGGUCCUGGCUCUCCCCAAGCCGCGCCCUGCGGGGAGAAUCGGGGGUCGUCCCCUCCUCCGCGCCCCCCGGUCGCUCUCUAGAUGAUGGGCCUCGUGUCCGAUCUCGAGAGAGCCCCCGAGCGGUCCUCGGGGACCCAAGUCAACGCGUCUUCUCAGCCUCCGAGGACAGGUCGUGUCCACCGCUGCCCCUGCCUCAGUUUCCCCGUCUCCCCGCCGCAGCCCCGCGGAGCUGGGCCCGCUCGAGCCGUGCAUGGCCCGCGCCGCGCUCCGGGGUCCCGCGCCCGGCCGCGCCGCCAUCUUCCUCAAGUACGCGCGGCCCCAGCGCCGGGGCACCAGCCUCGCCGCCGCCCGCCUGCUCCGCCGCCCGCAGCCCGGGCCUCCCUGAGCCCGGGGACCGCAUCGAAGAAGACUCCGUGUGUGUCCGUCUCCCGUUUCAAUAA
Messenger RNA from Equus quagga, 1779 nucleotides. RefSeq names its product cyclin P (gene CCNP). The transcript is spliced from 6 exons. Gene Ontology annotation, molecular function: cyclin-dependent protein serine/threonine kinase regulator activity. The record is from RefSeq and is a predicted model, not a curated record. Gene Ontology annotation, cellular component: cytoplasm; centrosome; nucleus. NCBI's taxonomy places the organism in Eukaryota, Metazoa, Chordata, Mammalia, Perissodactyla, Equidae. Gene Ontology annotation, biological process: mitotic cell cycle phase transition; regulation of cyclin-dependent protein serine/threonine kinase activity. The coding region runs from base 127 to 1779 and encodes 550 amino acids.